AUGUCAAAUUACAGUAAGCCAGAUCAGCAUCAUUUUGGAGUCGCGUCAAGAAAGCGGAAAGAGAGAGAUACGUCUACAUCAGCUGUGAUGGCUAAUAAGCCAACUGCGCCGACGCCGCCGCCAACGCCGCCGAGUUUGUCAAUAUCACCGGCUGCUUCGGCGCCUUGUAAAGAUAAUAACUGGCUGCUAGCUGGUUAUUUGGCUCAUGAGUUUUUAACUUCGGGGACUUUGCUAGGACAGAAGUGGGACCCGGCUAGAGCUGAAGCCAAUCCCAUAACUCCACGUAACAACAACCCAAACAAUAUCAGAGGAAGACCAACAGCAGUAGGAAUAGGAGGAGCCGCAGGAUCUGAAGCCAAAUCGGUACGGCCGCAACAGAAGAUCCAUAGUAGCUACGCCAACGUGUCGAAGCUGUUGAAAAGUGAGGGGGCCCACAUUGAGGGGGUCGUGAAUCCAACCCAACUCGCAAAGUGGUUACACUUGUGA
This is a messenger RNA of Papaver somniferum (opium poppy), 486 nucleotides long. RefSeq lists its product as uncharacterized. Bases 1 to 486 code for a protein of 161 amino acids. NCBI's taxonomy places the organism in Eukaryota, Viridiplantae, Streptophyta, Magnoliopsida, Ranunculales, Papaveraceae. The transcript has a single exon. The record is from RefSeq and is a predicted model, not a curated record.